AUGAAAAUGGUAAUGAUUAACUUUCCUUCAGAUCUGAUUUCACAAGUCAAAUUGCUUAGAAGCCGUAAACUAGAGUCCCUGAGUUUCCAACAACAUUAUCUAUACCAAUUCUACACGGAUAUGAAAGAAAUCACGAAACGUUUGGGUGCUGUCGGUGCUACUCGCCUUCCAGGAUGGGGACCGCGUGAUCCUCACUGCGCCUGGUUAGAGACGCUGCAAGAUAUGGCUGCCAACCGAUGUCAGUGGCGUUCUUGUUGUCAGCUGCUAUUCAGGUUGUACGGCAGUGAAGCAUCAGUGUUGAACACUGAUGUCAUGCUGUCGAUGAUGAUGAUGAUGAUGAUACCUAUUCUACUACUUCGUGUUCCACUCAAACGCCAAAUUGUGCGUAAUUAA
Opisthorchis viverrini is the source of this 393-nucleotide messenger RNA. RefSeq lists its product as hypothetical. NCBI's taxonomy places the organism in Eukaryota, Metazoa, Platyhelminthes, Trematoda, Opisthorchiida, Opisthorchiidae. The transcript has 3 exons. The record is from RefSeq and is a predicted model, not a curated record. The coding region runs from base 1 to 393 and encodes 130 amino acids.